Messenger RNA from Acanthaster planci (crown-of-thorns starfish), 3106 nucleotides. RefSeq names its product diphthine methyltransferase-like. Gene Ontology annotation, cellular component: cytoplasm. Gene Ontology annotation, molecular function: diphthine methylesterase activity; protein binding. The record is from RefSeq and is a predicted model, not a curated record. Lineage: Eukaryota; Metazoa; Echinodermata; Asteroidea; Valvatida; Acanthasteridae. Gene Ontology annotation, biological process: protein histidyl modification to diphthamide.
CUCUUUCCAAAGUCAACUCGUUCAUCAAAGUGAUGCGGUGUCAAAAGAGUGCCAGGUAGGACAUGGAAUUUGAACCUGCAGGCAUUGGUGGUAGUCCUCCAUGCUCACAGGGAUGUCGUGCCAAGAGAAGUCUCCUAGCACACAGCUAGUCACUGUGGACACCGAUUACAGUGCCGAUGCUGUGGAGUUCUGUCCCAUAGCUGGUCAGGAAGGCUUCCUGGCUAGCGGUACAUAUCAGCUGGCAGAGUCUGAGGGGAUAUCACCUAGCUCAGUUGACCAGGUGAAUCCUGAAGAUAAUGGUCAGGUCGACAAGCCAAGACAGCGGCUAGGCCAGAUACGGUUCUACCAUCUGAAUCAAGAUACGGAGGAAGCCUCGUUGGCAGAACUGCAGAGGAUUGAAAUGGCAGCAAUAUUGGAUAUGAAGUGGUGCCACAAUGUUAUUUCAGAGCAGCCACUGUUGGGUAUAGUUAACGCCAGUGGAGAGCUUCAACUGCUUUCUCUUAACUCAAAGGCUGGUGGCUUCACACUACAACCGACUGCCUGUCAUCGAGUCAGUCAGGAUAACAAUUGCUUGGCUUUAUCUCUGGACUGGAACACUGGCAAGUAUCACAGCCAGACUCCCUCCGUCAUUGUCAGUGAUUCUAAGGGGAGUCUGACGUUGUGUCGGCUCUGUGACGAUUCCUCAAGUGUUGAGAGCAUGCUUCGUUGGCCGGCCCAUGGGUUUGAGGCAUGGAUAGCAGCUUUUGACUACUGGCAACCAAACGUUGUGUACUCCGGUGGUGAUGACUGCCGGUUCAAGGGAUGGGACACAAGGACACCUUGCUCCAAACCUCUCUUCAUCAGCAAGAGUCACAGUAUGGGCGUAUGCAGCUUGCAUAGUAAUGCACACAGAGAGAAUCUCCUAGCCUCAGGAAGCUACGAUGAGUUGGUGUUGCUGUGGGAUACCAGACAGAUGCGCCAACCGCUGACUCAGACCAAUGUCGGCGGGGGAGUGUGGAGGCUGAAAUGGCACCCUCACCAUGGCCACUUGCUCCUGGCGGCUUGCAUGCACAACGGGUUCCACAUCCUGGACUGCGCAAACAUAAAUGGUGGAAAUUCCCAGCCUAUUGUAGCCUCUUACAUGGAACACCAGUCCCUGGCAUAUGGAGUAGAUUGGUGCCAACAUAUACAGCCCCACCCUCCUCACAAGAAGCUUGCCGAAUCAUCCCUCCCCGAUGACAUAGUGUCUUCUUGCAUUGAAACAAAACAAGUGCAUUCUUCCUCGGACGGGACUGUACCAUCAUUGCCUGAGGGAGACCUGGCAGGUGCAUUGGAGGGGACAAGCAGAAGCGCUGGUCAAAAAGAGGGGAACUGUACAUCUGGCACGAAGCAAGAACGUGGAGAGAGAACUCCGAAUGUGUCGGCAUUAACAGAACAGUUUCUUAGAGCAAAUGUAUCAAGGAAUGACUUACAGGCUUCACAAGGGGCACCGGAAGCUAUCGCUCAGGGCCCUGCAUGUAGUUGUAAAGUGAGUGGACGGACAUACAAAGCAUUUGACAGAAAUGCAGACCAGUUGUCAGUGAGGGAUACCAUUGCAUCAUGCUCUUUCUAUGACCACAGUCUCCAUGUGUGGAAAGUAGACUGGAUUGUGUGACGCCCCGUCAAGGACACUACAGUUGAGUGAUCACUCUUCCCGACACUCAGCCCAGUGGUGUAGUAAGAUCAUUUUGAUGGGGGAGGAGGGGGUGAUUUUGUCCUCUUUUUAGCCGGCACCGUUCAUAGUGGACAGUUUUUGGACAAUGGGUAAUGCUCCUCAUGGCCUCUCACUUUCCAAUAUUUGUGCAACAUGAACCCUAACAAUCCCAAACCAGCCAUACUCCAACACCAGGGUUUGUUGGAAUCUGUCAGGAUAAGUACUGCACUGGUAUACUGGCUGUGUUUCACGUGGGACGAGGCAUACCACAAAUAGAGUCCAACUGUUUAUGCACACAGUUUACUACAUGGUGUUGAGUUUUGCAAGGAUGUGGAAGAUUGCUUGUAAAUCACCCUAGGGACUCGGGGUUAAUGAAAGAGCACUUGUGAAGGAAUGGCACUUUCUAACACACCUUGCAUGGACUCUAAUUGUCACUCGUGAUGAUAAAUACAUUUUUAUUGAACUAAUUACUUUUAAUAUGUAACAACCAAGCACAAUAUUUAAACUCCAAGAAAAUGACAUCGUAAAAACUAGGAUAAGUAACAAAACAAUUUAGUAGUUUACCCACAAGUAAACAAAUUUCUACAUGUACAUGUACUUGCCAAGGAUGGAAAGUGAACGUGGGCCUUGCAUGCUUUUUCCUACUGCAAUGUAGGCUUCAUCUUUCCAAAUGCAUGUAAAGCUCAAAAAUGUUUCUGAAGAAUUGCGCCCUGUAUUGUACAACAAUAAAUUAAGUCACAUUUUUGACAAUGUGAUUUUUCUCUGGGCCUAUGAAGCAGUGGUAGGAAGCUAAAGCACUACGUGACAAAAUAUGGUGAAUUUCAAUUUAGAAAUAUUCAAAGGUCACACACACUGAUAGUACAAUUAUGGCAUACUAUCCCUUGGAAUGAACUAUUCAAAUUCCAAGAAAGGCCGAAAAUGCACAAUUCUUUACUUUAACGUCUCAUGGCAAAUGUAACAAGAUAUUUCAUAGUCUUGAUCACACCUCAGAAAUUAAGAGUCGUUGACUUGGCGAAAACAUCUUGUUCCGAGAGCAAGAGAAAGAAGAGGAAGUUGGAUUGAGACAUCAUUCUGAACACCUGGUACCAAGCCUUUGAAGUAGCACGUGUUACCUAUUUUCACGGCAAAAUGUAGAGCACAAUGUAAAUAUCCCACCAGCUAUAAUUCAAGUACUGUAUACACCAGUGUGCUGACUUGUAGAGAUUGUCUUGCCCAUGUUAAAUUUAAUUACUUCCACAACAUGGAAAUGACCAAUCUUGUCUCUCAAUUCAGAAGACAAACGCUGAGUACUGUGAGACUUUGGAAAGAAGUCUUGGAAGGUGUCCAGCCUAACUGCUUUGCAUUAGUUAGAUUUCAGAUUAGAAGUCUUUGGACAUUCCAUUGGAAGACAAAAAAAUAAGCAAUAAAAUUAGAAGACCCUUGUUAGCACCAACA